AUGUCAAAUUUGCGGUCUACAGAGACAUCACUGGGAGGUAAUGGCUCGCCCUUACCUCCGGGUUGGGUUGCAAACUGGAGCCCAGAGCACAAUGCAUGGUACUAUGUAUUUCCUGCUACUGGCAUGACUCAAUGGGCACUUCCUACAUUCCCACCUAUCCAACGGCAAUACGAGGCUGUUCAAGGUCUAAAUACGCAUGCGACUACGGAUCCCCCAAAUAACACACAAAUGGGAGAGGUUACCCAGCCUCCUGAAGAGGGAGAUCGUGGUCUGGGAAAGGCUUCAUUGGCCUUGGGUGGAAGCUUUCUGGCCGGUUCUUUCCUCCGCAAUAAACUCGAGAACCAUCAAGAAAGCCCCGGCCAACAAGGCGGGCUGGGCAAAGUUGCUCAGUCUGUGGCAAUCGCCGGUGCUGGUGCCGUUGGAGCCAAGAUAAUAGGUCUUUUUGGAAACAAGCAACAGCAACAACCAGCAGUACAAACGGUGACACAUACGCAAACACAUUUCUACCCAUUCUAUGUACCUGGAUCCCAAGCAUCGCCACAACCGCCUCAAUAUAAUCAAUAUCCGCCAGGCGACUCCAAUUAUUCUCACACACCCACUGGAGUUUCGAGUUUUGCCUCACCACAUCAAACCGGAGACAUGCCAAUGUCCCUCCAAAGCCCAAGCACUAUAGUUGCAUCCCCGUCCCAGGGUGGACCACCACUGCACAUAUAUGGUGCUGUAUUCGCAGACGUGGAUGUCACGAACAUUGUUCGAAGCCUGGUGACUCGACAACAAACUCUGCAAAUCAAGGGAGAUACACUUGUUCAACAAUUUGGGGAUCCAUGGCCUGAGGUGGAACGGAAGAUGUUCAACGUGCUGUAUUCAUAUGGAGAUCGACCUAUGGAGCUUAUUGCCGCCGACACGACCACGUCUAAUAUCGAGAUCAAACACGAGGCCAUAUCCAAAAAGCGCAUGGAAUUCUACCAAGCACCACCCUCGAGAAUCAUUGCCGCGGUAUGGGGAUAUGGGAAUGCAUUAACAAGAGCUAGAAUAGAACAGUUGGAGAAGGAAGGUGAGUUGGACGGUACGGGUGACAGUCUUGGAGCAGGUGGCUUCUGGGCCUGGGAGCCAAAGACGUUCGAGAUGUUGGAAUCGCAUGUUGCAGAGAUGGAGGGACUAUUCGCCUCCCCUGGAAUCCACUUGCUAAGUGGUGUUAGCCACAUUAUAAUUUAA
Fusarium sp. VM40 is the source of this 1215-nucleotide messenger RNA. The record is from the annotation of a GenBank genome assembly. NCBI's taxonomy places the organism in Eukaryota, Fungi, Ascomycota, Sordariomycetes, Hypocreales, Nectriaceae.